CAACCGCAGCAGCAUCAGCAUCAGCAGCAGCAGCAGCAGCAGCAGCAGCAGCAGCCAUCACCUCCAGCAUCGGAUGGUCAACAGCACCAAGAAGUUGUAGCAGCAGCAGCACCAAAAGCCAGUGCAACGUCAAUCACAACGCCACCACCAGUCUGUCCACCACAAGCUUCAUUCCAACACACUUCACACCACACCAUGCCUGGUUUAAAUUCGACUGCAGGCGGUGAGGAGGGUCGUGAGCGUAGCGAUGAUAUGCUCCAUAUACGGGUCCACCAUGGCGCAGUAGAUCGUGCAGCGCUAACAUCUCGUGCACCGGUUGAAAUUAUCAGCGAAGUGCGUCUAAUUCUCCACGCAUUGGGUAUCGAUUGUAAGCCAGACGGUGAAUACAAGUUGAAAUGUUCACGUCGUGCAGCCAAAACAUUCAACAACAACAAGGACAAGGCCAAUUCCAUUGAUAACGAUGUCACUACAGCGACACGGCCACUGCAAUCUCAGCAGAAGGACGAUCAGGAAGAAGAAGAAGAACAGCAGCCCAAUGACAACAACGACACCGACUCCAAAUCUCAAACCACCUCCUUAUUCCCCAACCCUGGCCGUUUAUCUGCCACAUCCUCUUUUGACGCAACAGCAGAUCAUGAAGAAAAAAGAAGAUCCGCAUCCUUGCUAUCCAUCUCGACCGAUACAGGCAUGAGCGGCUCCCGUCGAUCCUCCUCCCAGUUCCAUAGCUACCAGCAACAGCAUCCCAUCUACGGCGAUCCAUCGAUCGAUUCAGGCGAAGAGAUCCGCUUCAUGGUCGAGAUCUGCCGGUUCUGUAACCUGCCUGGCUUGUUCAUUGCCGAUGUACGUCGGCUGCGUGGCAAUGUCUGGGCGUACAAGUUCCUGUAUCACAAGCUGAUUGAUCUCUUGGGCCUUGACAAAGGUGGCUACUAUAAUACCCGCGCUCACAAUGCCGUUGACACGGUUGUGCACAAGUCUCCAUUCUUCCGUCAGCCAGCACCACAAGCAUCGACAACAACGCCAAUAGCAGCAACAGCAACACUCCAGUCACCAGCACACCAGCAUCAGCAACACCAGGAAAAUUCCAUCAUUAGAGACAGUGCCAUAGGCUCCUGCACUUCCCCAUAAAACCUUGUUCCAUCUUCCAUAUUAUAUCUGCAUACUAUGUGAUUAAUGUAUCCCCUCUUGCCUUCCUCCAUCUUGUCUGUCUCUAUCUCCGUAAUCUUGUUUCCACACCUGCCCCCUUAUCUUCCUAUUCUUCUUUCAAUUCAGUGCGUAGCUAUAAUAAAGUACAAUAAAAUGCUCCAUCACCACAAGCAGCAGCAACAGUAGC
Messenger RNA from Zychaea mexicana, 1330 nucleotides. RefSeq lists its product as uncharacterized. Lineage: Eukaryota; Fungi; Mucoromycota; Mucoromycetes; Mucorales; Lichtheimiaceae. The coding region runs from base 196 to 1125 and encodes 309 amino acids. The record is from RefSeq and is a predicted model, not a curated record. The transcript has a single exon.